Symbiodinium natans is the source of this 171-nucleotide messenger RNA. NCBI's taxonomy places the organism in Eukaryota, Dinophyceae, Suessiales, Symbiodiniaceae. The record is from the annotation of a GenBank genome assembly.
AUGCCGUGGCAGGAGCUCCGAGAUGAGGUCGUCGCUCGAAGACGCAAAGACUUUGCACAAGGAGACAAGGUUGACACAUCAUUGUGGCCCUUCAUGGCCCUGGCCCACUUACCAGAGAAGUUCCUCAGCGAAGAGGAUGCCAUGGUUCGGCUGUCCGGAGAGCCGAUAUAA